This is a messenger RNA of Arabidopsis arenosa, 2380 nucleotides long. Lineage: Eukaryota; Viridiplantae; Streptophyta; Magnoliopsida; Brassicales; Brassicaceae. The record is from the annotation of a GenBank genome assembly.
ACUUUCGAGUGAUUGAUUACUGAAUGAUGCGAAGGCUCGUCUCCUGUUUUGUUCGUUGUAGACUCUCCUUGCAUCUAUCCACAACACCACCACAAAGGUCCGCACUUUUCUCUCAUCUGUUGAGUUCUCGUCUAGAUUCUAUUCAAAUCGACAAAAAAAUCUCAUCUUUCUCUGUGAAUCGAUUCUGUUCUACGACUUUGUUAGACCCAGAAGUUGAAAUUACCCGUAGAGAGAAAAUUUCCGAAGAUCAAUCACUGGUUUAUUGCAAUGAAAAUGAUAUUAGAACAAAGGGUUCUAGUCAUGCGGUUGGAAUCUUACACGAAGUUAUAAUGGCGAAUUUGAAUGCUUAUGAUGAUAUGGAAAAAGCCCUUGAUGAAUCUGUUGUCGAUUUGACAACUCCUGUGGUAUGCAAGAUCUUACAAAGGCUUCAAUACGAGGAAAAGACGGCUUUUCGGUUCUUUACUUGGGCUGGACAUCAAGAACAUUACUCACAUGAGCCUAUUGCUUACAAUGAGAUGAUUGAUAUAUUGUCAAGUACGAAGUAUAAGAAUAAGCAGUUUAGGAUUGUGAUUGAUAUGCUUGAUUACAUGAAGAGAAACAAGAAAACUGUUGUUCCUGCGGAUGUUCUGUUGGAGAUUCUGAGGAAGUAUUGUGAGAGGUACUUGACUCAUGUUCAGAAAUUUGCGAAGAGGAAACGGAUUAGAGUGAAGACGCAGCCUGAGAUUAACGCUUUCAAUAUGCUUCUUGAUGCUCUGUGUAAGUGUGGUUUGGUAAAGGAGGGUGAAGCUUUGCUUAGAAGGAUGAGGCAUAGAGUUAAGCCCGAUGCGAAUACGUUCAAUGUCUUGUUCUUUGGGUGGUGUAGAGUAAGAGACCCUAGACAGGCAAUGAAGCUGCUUGAAGAGAUGAUCCAAGCUGGUCAUAAACCGGAAAAUUUCACUUAUUGUGCUGCCAUUGAUACUUUUUGCCAAGCUGGAAUGGUGGAUGAGGCAGCUGAUUUGUUUGACUUUAUGAUAACCAAAGGCUCUGCUGUUUCUGCUCCAACAGCAAAGACUUUUGCUUUAAUGAUUGUGGCGUUGGCAAAGAAUGAUAAGGCAGAAGAAUGCUUUGAGCUAAUUGGACGUAUGAUAAGCACGGGUUGCCUUCCUGAUGUGUCGACAUACAAGGAUGUAAUUGAAGGUAUGUGUAUGGCUGGGAAGGUUGAGGAAGCGUACAAGUUCCUAGAUGAGAUGAGCAAUAAAGGUUACCCGCCUGAUAUAGUAACUUACAAUUGCUUUCUUAGGGUAUUGUGUGAGAAUAGAAAGAGCGAUGAAGCGCUUAAACUUUAUGGAAGAAUGGUAGAGUCGCGUUGUGCUCCUAGCGUCCAAACGUACAACAUGCUGAUAUCUAUGUUUUUCGAGAUGGAUGAUCCUGAUGGAGCAUUCAAUACAUGGAAAGAAAUGGAUAAAAGAGACUGUGUUCAGGACAUUGAAACGUACUGUGCUAUGAUCAAUGGGCUUUUCGACUGUCACAGAGCUAAAGAGGCGUGUUUUCUACUGGAAGAGGUUGUGAACAAAGGACUCAAACUGCCAUAUCGAGCGUUUGACUCUUUCUUGAUGCGGCUAUCUACUGUUGGUAACCUCAAGGCAAUCCAUAAGCUUUCUGAACAUAUGAAAAAGUUUUACAACCAUAGUAUGGCUAGGCGUUUUGCACUCAGUGAGAAGAGAAAAAGUACAAAACUCAGAGGGAAGUAAUGGGAAGUGAGAAUUGUUGGACCAUAUCAUCAUACUAAAACAAAGAACCAUUCUCAGCAGUGCGAUGGUUCUGUUGCCUCGAGAGAAGCUCUUUGUGAUUAUAAUCCCUGGUGAAAUUUCAUCCAUCACAGUCCCCAUUCUGGACCAAUAAUCAUGAUCUCGAAAGCAAAGAGACAUAUCCAGGUCUGUUGUCGAAUGGUUAUGUUGGUUUCUUUGAAAAAAAUCUCGCAGCGCACAAUAUGUUUAACGUGUUCGAUUAAAGCCAUUGUAUUGACCAUUGCGUUCAUAGAGCCGAACUUUGUAUGAUCCUUAGCGAUGUGAGAGGUCUGUUUUCUUUAUGGCUCAUGACUAUCCUGUUUACCAUCUGUUUUUGCUCUCUGAUUCUUGAGUUUGAUGUGAGAUUCUUGAAACAUUAUGAUGCUAGAACAGUGUGGCUUCAUCGUUCAGUUCUGGUAACGGGUUCAAGUCUCAAGAACUCUUGGUGAAGAAACACUAAAGACAUUAGACAUGACAGUUGAUCUGUCAGCAUUUGGUGAAGUACCCGUACAGUCGUAAAAUGAAAACCGGUCUGGUAUAUGUGAUCUGUUUAGUGUAAUCAGGAUCCGGUUUAGUUGAAAUGAGACAUUUUUGAAGAAACAGCUUAAGUUUAG